Cloeon dipterum is the source of this 2750-nucleotide messenger RNA. RefSeq names its product vesicular glutamate transporter 2-like. The transcript is spliced from 10 exons. Lineage: Eukaryota; Metazoa; Arthropoda; Insecta; Ephemeroptera; Baetidae. The coding region runs from base 32 to 1576 and encodes 514 amino acids. Gene Ontology annotation, molecular function: transmembrane transporter activity. The record is from RefSeq and is a predicted model, not a curated record. Gene Ontology annotation, cellular component: membrane. Gene Ontology annotation, biological process: monoatomic anion transport; transmembrane transport.
CUUCAAGAUGGAAUAGACACGGUUGAGCACAAUGCUGGCGACCCCUCCGAGCUCAGCGGACGCAAGUCCGGACGAGAAAACCGCAAUUAAAUCACACCUGCACUACACACAAUCACUGACGGAAAUUCCACAUCAUCAAAGGAGAAGCAGCAGGUGGUUGAGCCGAAUACAGAGAAGACAUGUAGUGGCAAUUCUUGCAUUCCUUGGCUUUUGCCAAGUUUACGCACUGAGAGUUAAUCUGAGCGUGGCAAUCGUGGCAAUGACAGCAAACAGAACAAUCAUUUCAGAAGGAAAUAUAAAAACUGAACAAGACUUCGACUGGGACAGUAAAUCACAAGGAAUCAUCUUAAGCUCUUUCUUCUACGGCUAUGCAGUAACCCAAAUUCCAGGAGGGUGGUUGGCGACAAGAAUUGGUGGAAAAAAAAUGUUUGGUCUCGGUAUUCUUGUGACUGCCAUCAUUACCCUUUUGACUCCACUUUUAGCUUGGACAGGAUUUUACUACCUCGUAGUAGGUCGGAUUAUUGAAGGAAUUUUCGAGGGAGUGACAUACCCAAGCAUACACGCAGUCUGGAGUCGCUGGGCGCCACCACUAGAGCGGAGCCGAUUAGUCACCAUUGCUUUUUCUGGAAGCUAUUUUGGAACUGUUAUAUCACUUCCAUUGUCAGGAUAUUUGGCGGAAACAUUUGGCUGGGCUUCGAUAUUUUAUGUUUUUGGCGUAAUUGCAAUUAUUUGGUGCAUCGUUUGGCUGAUUGUGGUCAGUGAAACUCCCCAAGAGGACAAACAAAUCACUGAAGAAGAACUUGACUACAUCAGAGCAACAGUCGGGCCUGCAGCAAACCACGUGAAGGUGAACAUGGACCCUCCAUGGAAAAGAUUCGUCACUUCAUUACCGGUAUGGGCGAUCAUGCUAGCCCAUUUCAGCGAAAACUGGGGAUUUUACACCCUGCUGACAGAGCUGCCGACAUUUAUGAACGAUGUGCUUGGAUUUGAUCUGAAACACGCUGGACUGCUGUCAGCUCUGCCGUAUCUAGUCAUGGGGACUGUUGUUCAAAUAGGAGGACAAUUGGCCGAUUACCUAAUCUCAAACGGUCAUCUCUCUACGACAAAAGUCCGAAAGCUGUGCACGUGUGGUGCUUUCAUCUUCCAGACGCUGUUUUUGAUAGCAGCGGCACACGCCACAAGUGCUACCGCGGUGGUGGCUUGCCUGACUGUUGCUGUUGGCUUUGGAGGAUUUGCUUGGGCCGGAUUUAGCGUGAACCCCCUAGACAUAGCACCACAGUUUGCCAGCAUUCUGAUGGGCCUAUCAAACACAGUGGCAACCCUUCCUGGCAUGAUUAGCCCUCUGCUCACAGGACACCUUGUGCAGCGAAAGACCCCAGAAGAGUGGCAAACCGUUUUCUACAUUGCUGGAGGAAUUUAUCUGGCUGGGGCAGUUUUCUACGCAAUGUUUGCAUCAGGGAAGCUACAACGCUGGGCAGAGUUACCGGAUGGAGAGUUGCUGUGUGCUGACACCCACUCACGCGCUUCCACAGAGGAUUUGCCAUUCGGUUCUGGUACAUGUGGCGAUUCAGAUUAAAACUUUUUUCUCUGUCAUGUUUAAUUCGCCCAAGUUGAAAUUUUCUGUCAGACCAAUUUUGUCAAUUAUUGUCGAUUUUUGUGGCUUGUGCUUCAAGAUCGCAGUUAACAAAAUAACGGUUACGUAAUCACAAAUUUCACAAGUCAAUUACAUGUCUUGGAGAUGACCACCUGCCAAAAAUUCUUCAGCAAAUUUUACUAUUUUAAUGCCAUUUUAUGUUUAUAAGAAUAUUUAUCGGUCUCAGAAAGUAAGUUGAAUGGGUACACACACUUGUAAAGGAAGAAAAGGGUAUUCCAGGAGUUAGCUUUUGUAGCCUAAUUCUUAGCCUAAAUUGAUACGCAAUCUCCAGAUUUACAGCAUAAAAACGAUAGGAACAUUUUUUUUAAAUUUGCACAACAACUGCGCUUUGUUGUCAUUCUGACUCGCACAGCAUUAACGGUUUUCCUAAUCCGUACCAUUAUUAUUUGUAUAAUGCACAAUGGUUGUUUACACUACUCCAGCUAGUUUUAAAAGCCUAUAACUACUCCGUAUUCCUCGUCUAUCCUAAUAAUAGUGUCACAUAAUAUAUCAUAUAUAUCUUAUGUUAAAAUAUAUCAAAGUAAAUGUGCUUAGCAAGAAAAUAUUUUUGGGAAGAUACACAAAUAUGCAAUUAUAUUAAUAGCAGUUUUUGUCAUGUGUGCUUGUUUUUCACGUGUUAAUUUUAUUUAGAUGCACCCAGUAGGAAAAACGCGCAUUUCGAAAAGCCCCAACCUGUGAUAACGUAAAUUUGUUGAUCCUAAUUUGAAUUGACCAUUCGUGCAAUUUCUCAGGAUCAAUUAUUCCAAGCAUGAAAGUGCUUACAUUCACUCUAGGAUUACGUUGCUUCGCUUACACUGUUUUCUUAAAGGAUAAAUAUAUCACAAAAUUAUAUUUUAGAACAAAUAUUAAAGGAAAAUGUAGUAAGGAUGUUAAUAUUAAAAUACCCAGUAGAAUAGCACACUCAAAAGAGCAUGCACAAAUAUGCUAUGGAAGCUAAUUGUAAGAUCACAUGAGGACAGGAUUUCUCAAACUGCUUGCUUUGCACUGUUGAUGAUUUAAAGGGUUAAGUUUCUCGUUUGUUGUUAUGUUGACUCACAAGUAUAGAAUUUAAUGUAUGUUUGUGUGUAAUAAAGUGUCUAUACCUGCAAGAACAAAA